Messenger RNA from Emiliania huxleyi CCMP1516, 1729 nucleotides. RefSeq lists its product as hypothetical. The transcript has 8 exons. The record is from RefSeq and is a predicted model, not a curated record. The coding region runs from base 119 to 1729 and encodes 536 amino acids. Lineage: Eukaryota; Haptophyta; Isochrysidales; Noelaerhabdaceae.
UGCGGAGGGGGAGGCGGCGGGGGGGGAGAGCGGGCUCACCUCGGACCGCCUCGGCGAGCUGGCGGCGGCAACGAGGCUCGACGGGGCGCCCGCAGUCGGCCCAGACGGCUGGUUCAUCAUGCCCCCGCCGGCCGGGCGCGACGCUCAGCCCGACGCCCCGCGCGGCUCGAUCACCCUCUCCGUGACCUGGCCGGCGGGCGGUGCUCCGGUGGCGCCCGGCCAGUCGGUGCUCGUGCAGGACCAGGCGGGGCGGCGCUUCCGCACCGUGCUGCCUCAGGGGAUCCGGCCGGGCCAGUCCUUCCGCGUGGAGGUGCCCCGCCCCGCGCCGAGCAAGAGCAGCGGCCUCCCUUCCGGCGCCGCCGGCGCCGCCGCCCGCAUCGGCGAGUUUGUCCCGGCCGCGAACCUGGCCGCCAUGGACUAUGGGUACGAGGCCGCCGCCACCGCCGCCGCCGCCUCCGCCGCCGUCCGCGCGGGCGGCGGCGGCGGCGGAAGCAGCCCGCAGCCGCUGCAGUCCGGCAGCCCCUCCGGCGGGGGGGCGUUUGCAUCGCACGUGGCUGGCGCGGGCGGCGGCGAGGCGCGGCAGCUCGGCGAGGGCGAGGCGCCUCGCGCGCCGGCGCAUCUGCCGCCGCUGUCGGCGCUCGAGUUGGUCGCCGGCUCGCCCCUCCGCCUGCCGGGCGGGGAGGUCGGGCUGGUGGUGGCGGUGGACGCGCCCGCCGAAGGCGUCGCCGACGAGGCGGAGGCGGGGUACGGCACGGCGGUCACGCUGCUCACAAAGUGCGAGGCGAGCGACGCGCCGCUGCUGCUGCGCGCGUCUGCCGCGGAGCUGUCGGUGCCUGAGGCGGCUGCCACGGCGCGGCUCGCCCCAGCGUCGGGCGACGGCGGCGUGCCUCUAUCAGCGGCGAGCCGGGCGAAGGCUUCAUGCUCGAGCACGGUGGGCCAUCCAUUAGGCGGUGUGCCGCUCUCAGCGGCGAGCCUCUGCCGGCGGGCGGUGAUGCCGCUGCAGCUCGGCCUCGCGCGGCUCGCGAUGCGGCAGGCGACGCUGCUGCUUCUCUCGCGCCCGCCGGCUCCCGCCGCGUCGGACGCCGGCGAGGAGGGGAGCGACCCGAUGUCGUUCACUUGCCUGCUGCGCGACGAGGCGCUCGCCGAUCUGCGGCGCGGGCUCUCCGCCGCCGGCAAUGGCGAGGCACUCCUCUGGUCAUCCGGAAUGGUCUUCGACGUCCUCCUCGCGCUGCUGCAGCACCCGCUCGGCCGCUCCAAGCCCGAGGCGUGCGCCAUCCUGCUCGCGCUGCUGCAGCUGCCGCCGCCGGCCGCCCACUCGCCCCACGAGGACCAGCGAGCGAGCUGGCGCCUCUCCCGGCUGCUGCCUCUCGCGCGCGCGGUGCGGUGGCACGCCGCCGACAGGGACGCCUCCAACCUGCUGCCGCUGCACGCGCAGCUGUACUCCGAGCUGCUCGCCUCGCUGCCUGGCCUCUCCCCGCUCGCCGAGGCGCAGCUGCUGCGCCGCCUGGCCGAUCUCGGCGCGGUGCUUGUCGCCGUCCUCGACGGGCGCGUGGUUGGUCGGUGGAUGCGGGACUGCAACGAGGGGCCGGGGUGCGAGGGCUGGCCGCCGGACGGGUGGGGCGCUUGGUGCGCGGAGCUCGACCUCGAGCUGAUCGCGUACGCGCGCUACCUCGCCACGCGCGGCAAGAGCGAGCGGAGGAUGAGGGACGUCUCGCGGGCAGAGCUGUGA